Messenger RNA from Paramuricea clavata, 3384 nucleotides. NCBI's taxonomy places the organism in Eukaryota, Metazoa, Cnidaria, Anthozoa, Malacalcyonacea, Plexauridae. The record is from the annotation of a GenBank genome assembly.
AUGUCUGAAAGCACCAAGAGAUAUCACAGUCCUCCAACUGGUGCUACACAUGGAAAGAAACCACCAAAAAGGCAUAUGCAAGAAAAUGUAAAAAAGACCACAAGGAAAUCUUCGUUUCAAACUGGGACUGUAAUUAAAAAAAAGGGAGAAUCUGUAGUUUCUGUGUAAUUUUCCUGUUUGUGGGAUAUUCAGCCCACAUGACAUGUCCAGUAGGCUUAAUACAACAUUAAAAUAUAGAAAUAUUGUAGUCCAUUUGGUCAUAUUUUGUAUGCUAUAUGAUAACAAUUCCCAUGAAUUGUUUUAAUUGCUACAGUUGGUUGAAAAUUAUAUAUAUAUUUUUUCAAAUUGACACAGAAUGAAUGGAGUUAUGAUGACAUUUCAUCUUUGGUGGAAUAUGUGGCACUUUAUCAUGCACCAGAUGAAGCUUCUAGUACCGUGUGGCCAACACACAAGAAUGAGCAGUUUUGGAACAAAUGUGCUGAAGCAGUUAACUGUUCCAAUCAACAAACGAAUCGGACUGGUAAGUACUUGAAAAUGCUUAAUUGUUUGUAAAAAAUCAUCAUUAACCCAUUGAGCUGUAAAGCUACCCCAUUGACGAGUAAAAUAGUCUGGUGUUAGACAAGUUUAAAAAAGGUGCACUGGGGCGCACUGCGGCUUAAUGGGGUUAAUUAACAUAUACAAAUGUAAUUAGUGAGUACAUUCCUAAAAAUAUCCCUGUGGCAUUGUAAGUAAUCAAUUAUUGACAUGCUUCUGAUAAGUUUAAAUUUGUGUUUAUUUCCUCAUAGGAGGUGCAUGCCGAGAUAAAGUCAGACGAUUUUUAAAAGAAAAGUUUGAAACAACAGAAGAAGCAGAAGAUGAAUAUAACAUUUGUUAUUUUAAUGUGGGGAAGACAAGUAGCACCUCAAAUGGAUGUCCAGCUGUGAGCCUGCAAGUUCAUAGUGACCAAUUUACCCAGGUACAAUCUCCAUUACUGGGAUUCUCACCAUUGUGCGACACUGAUGUCAUUAAACUUCCUGGAUGUAUACUUGAUGUUUCAUCUGGGUUCAAGAAGUUAACUUCAAGGCAAUGUGAACAACUGCUUGUCCAUUUGUUUCAUGUGUGGAUUAAUAGUACACCAGACUGUCUUAAUUUUGGUACUAUCUUUGUUCCCUAUGACUUCUUGCCACUUGUAAUGAAAGCUAUGAGUGUUUUACAAAGUGCUGGUAAAGAUAACAUCAUAUACCAUGCUACCCGCUGUUUUGGAGAAAAACGCCCUGGAAUGGAUAUUCCAAGACUUCCAUUAGAUAGAAUGCCUUUCAGGCUUAUUGCUCACAAUUUGAAGUUUUUUGCAUCAGACGAUGUAAAGUUUCUUGAACCAUCUGGGGAUUAUAAAUCAUGGUUUCAGAGUUUGUACACUUUGUUUGGGAACAAAUGGGGCAUCCAUGCAUCUUGGAUCAUUGUGGUCAUAUGAGUUAGAGUGUGGAGAUGUAUCUCUGACAAGUAACACCUUGGCAUCAACUGACAUUCUUUCCCAAGCAUUGCAAGAAUCGUUUGGAGAUGAUUUUGAACUUUUAAAUUAAUCUACUGUCAGUUUUGCAAAUGAUUCGGAUGUUGUUGUUGCAGAAAGCAGGGAGAACACAGAAGAUGUGGAUGAAGAUGUCAGUGUCACAAAUAAUUCAGUUCAUGUUGGCAGAAUAAUCAGAGGAGAUCCAUUACAGGUACUGUACAAUGUUGUAUUAAUUAAAGAGAAGGAUACAGUAUUUUCUAUAAACCUACCAAUGAAAACAGGCAAUCUUAAAUUCAGGAAAGCAUGGUACAGUAAGAGCUUUAACAUGCUUUUAACAUUUUUGUUUUUUAUUAAGAAGAUAUAAGUAAAAGAGAACACUAUACUUAUGUAAAUAUGUUUUAACAUGUUACUGUGGAGCGAUUUGAAGAUUGGGAAGGGUACUGAACCAAAAUUCAUAAAUUUUGACAAAUUGGGACCAGAAAUAAACUUGACCAGCCAAUAGGUUUGGUUAAGACAUUAUGACAAUGUCAUGUUUGAAAUGUAAGAGGAAAUAUAUUUCAAGAUGCGAUCAUGAUAGUUCAGCCAGCUUGUACAUUUUAGUGGACUUUACAUUUUAAUUUAUUCACUUUUUAGGAAAAAGUGAAUAUUGCUGGACCUUCUUCACAAACUAUUAGGGGAAUGAACCUUGGUGGUGAUUUCAACAAAAGUGCAAAGAUUCAGGUUGAUACUAGUAUUUGUAUUCAUUGACUGAUGGUCAACAUGAGUACUUGGCCAAUUAAUAUAGUGCUAGCCUAGUAAACAAGGAAAUGAUUAACGCUGUAAUUAUUUGCAAUGCAAAAAUCCUUUAUAUCCAUGUAAAAAAAUGAGUGUGGAAGUGUAUAUAAACAUAACAAAGUCAAAAUUAUAAAUUAAAUACAAUUUAUCACACUUGUUUCCACUGUCAGUCAACAUUACUUGUACAUAUUUAUUCAUUUUAUAUUAUCAUUUUAUAUAUAUAUAUCCAAAUGGAAGGUGGUGGAUCAAAGCUGACGGGAUGGACCUUCAAGAAGGUUUGAGAGAGUCUGUGAAGAACAUAUGGUCAGAUGUGGGUGAUGGUGAUCUGGAGAAACGACAUGCAGAAUACAUAAAUUAUCUGAAAUUUGUAUGUUGUGUUGGAUUAAACAGUCGAGCUCCACUAAAUUGCAUUGAGGAAGAUCUAAAGUUGCAGCUGGCAAAGUUGAAUAAUGAAAGGAAUUCCUGACAUCAGCACAUAUAGAAGCCAAGAAAGUAUAUGAUAAGCUGCGACAAACACCUAGUACCUCUGAGAAUUAAAUGUUUGCUUCUGCAUGGAAUUUGGAUGAGUAUAGUGCUUUACUAAAUAAGUAUCAAUCCUUGAUGCAAUCAGCAACCUCAAUUAUCCAUAUUAUUGAGAGUGGGUGCACCCAUGCUAUGAACAUCCGCAGUGCUGUUUGUUCCCUUCAAAAUAAUUUGGUGGAAUAUGUGAAAGGUACAGUAAUUAAAUACUAAUAGCUAUAUAAUUGUAAAUGUCCAUGUAAUAAAGUUGAUAUGUUCUGUUAUUGAACAGUACUGUUCGCUGCUAUGAUACAGUCAUGUACAGUACAGUGUGAACAAUAAUACACACUAAAACUCCAGUGCUCAUAAUUUAAGUAUGUGGUAUAAAGCCAGGCAUUGUUGAUACUCAAAGGGGGAAUCACAGUUUAUGUUACUUGGUCUUUCCUUGGGUGUGUCAAGCAAGAAGAGGGAGGCUGCUUCACACAUUCUAAUAUUUAUGCUCAGUGAAGAGAAACACAAUUUCAAGCCUUAUGCCAUUCCUGUUUGGGUUGUUAAUUACCAUAGUCUGAUUGAUAAGAAAAUGAGAGAACUGAAUGAAGAAAUGAAAUCGGCCAUGGAAGAUAUUG